This is a messenger RNA of Procambarus clarkii (red swamp crayfish), 1194 nucleotides long. NCBI's taxonomy places the organism in Eukaryota, Metazoa, Arthropoda, Malacostraca, Decapoda, Cambaridae. The record is from RefSeq and is a predicted model, not a curated record.
AUGACAGGUACGGCGACACCACCUCAGGCACGACGACAGCACCUCAGGCACGGCGACACCACCUCAGGCACGGCGACAGCACCUCAGGCACGGCGACACCACCUCAGGCACGGCGACAGCACUUCAGGCACGGCAACAACACCUCAGGCACGGCAACAGCACCUCAGGCACGGCGACAGCACCUCAGGUACGGCGACAGCACCUCAGGCACGGCAACAACACCUCAGGCACGGCGACAACACUUCAGGCACGGCAACAGCACCUCAGGCACGGCAACAGCACCUCAGGCACGGCGACAGCACCUCAGGCACGGCGACAGCACCUCAGGCACGGCGACAGCACCUCAGGCACGGCAACAGCACCUCAGGCACGGCGACAGCACCUCAGGCACGGCGACAGCACCUCAGGCACGGCAACAGCACCUCAGGCACGGCGACAGCACCUCAGGCACGGCGACAGCACCUCAGGCACGGCAACAACACCUCAGGCACGGCGACAGCACCUCAGGCACGGCAACAACACCUCAGGCACGGCGACAGCACCUCAGGCACGGCGACAGCACCUCAGGCACGGCGACAGUACCUCAGGCACGGCAACAGCACCUCAGGCACGGCGACAGCACCUCAGGCACGGCGACAGCACCUCAGGCACGGCUACAGCACCUCAGGCACGGCGACAGCACCUCAGGCACGGCGACAGCACCUCAGGCACGGCAACAACACCUCAGGCACGGCGACAGCACCUCAGGCACGGCGACAGCACCUCAGGCACGGCAACAACACUUCAGGCACGGCGACAGCACCUCAGGCACGGCGACAACACUUCAGGCACGGCAACAGCACCUCAGGCACGGCGACAGCACCUCAGGCACGGCAACAGCACCUCAUGCACGGCGACAACACUUCAGGCACGGCAACAGCACCUCAGGCACGGCAACAGCACCUCAGGCACGGCGACAGCACCUCAGGCACGGCAACAGCACCUCAGGCACGGCGACAACACUUCAGGCACGGCAACAGCACCUCAGGCACGGCGACAGCACCUCAGGCACGGCAACAACACUUCAGGCACGGCGACAGCACCUCAGGCACGGCAACAACACUUCAGGCACGGCAACAGCACCUCAGGCACGGCAACAACACUUCAGGCACGGCAACAGCACCUCAGGCACGGCAACAACACUUCAGGCAAUAA